CCCGAAUUCGCGCCCUCUGUUCUGCUCCUUCUCCGCCGCUGCAGCUCCUCCGUCGGUGCUCGGAUCAUUCGCCUCUCUUCCGCUCCUAAAAGAAAGUAAACACAAGAAAGAUUUCUUUGAAGAUAAGAUCAAAGUGUUUCUACUAGAGGAAUCAUCGUAAGAUCUGCCCAUUCUCCUGUAUCGUCUUCCAUGAGAGAGAGAGAAGGCGAAUUUAUAAGGCGGUAAUCUUAGGUCAGUAUUUUUAAAUUUCUUUUCUUCUAUCUUUGUCGUAAAAUUUAUCUCUGUUUUUGUUUGUAUAAUUUAUGGUGUUAAUCGAAUAUGGAUAAUUGGUUCCUUUAAAUUGAAUGUUACAUUGUUGCUUGCUAGUUUUGAGUUAUUGAUUGAUGUUUCUUUUUCUUCUGUGAAUUCCCACCACUUCGAUUCAUUCAAAGAAGGAUAAACACAAUCGUUCAUAUAACAAGCCUCAACUCCUCCCUCUUCCUCUCUAUUCAUGAAACUCAAAAGAAGCGUCAUUGAUAGCCAAUGACGUUCCCAAUCCACGAACAAAAUUGAACGAUAACAAAUGUCUUGUAGAACGAAGCAGACCGAGAUGAAGUGAAUGGUAGUGAAGUGAGAGGACUAUCGGAGGUGAAUUUAGUAGAUAGGCGGAUAUAUAACUCUCAAAAUAUAAGAAUCGACCAUAAGCCUCAGAUUUGGCACGACAUAUAUUACCAUUUGUGUCGUCUCUUUAAUGAAUGAGACGACAAAGAAAAAAAAAUUGUGGCGGACGGAGGUGGUAAAAGUUCGUCGGCGAUCGAGAAAUGGUUUUCCUGAGCUGUCACGUGAUAGAGACUUGUCUAGCGGGCGUGAUAGGCUUGUCGUAAGCGUCGGGGUCGGACGUGGUCCCGCCAACCUUCUAUCUCCGUUUCUCUCGGAAUACAUCGUUAUCGUUUUUAUCGUGUUUGACUGAAAGAGGUCUCCAAAUACCAGACAGCCGCCACCGUCAAUCAAUAACAUUUCAAUUGCUCAGCCAUGUAACUUCCAUUAAACAAUCAAAGACUCGAUCAAGAAUUCUCCAACCUAGUCGAGUUCCAUCAUUUCUUCUUUCAUUACUGACUUGAUCACUUCAUAAGUCUCAAAAAAUUUCAUCUUUUGGGACUGACACAUCUCCAUACACCAUUGUUAGAUUCAAUCACUCUAUUGAUGCCACAUUGCUAUAUUGAAUAUCGAGCAACGAUCGACUCAUAUUCUUUCUCUGCACAUAAAUUAUGGUCUAAUGUCUAAGAAUGUUCAUUUAUUGUACCUACUCCAUGAGUGGAUGGAAAGUUACCUUUGUGCAAUCAUGAUAGGUGGACUAUAUGGUCAUUAACCUGCCUGUAUGUGUCAACCAAGUUUGUGAAAAUCGGACCGGACAAUGAACUGGAAGUAAGAGAGGUUCGUUAUUUGAUAGAUUUUAUCCGUCGAACCAAGGUUGAAUCAGAUGAUAUUAAAAUAAUAAUAUUAUUAAAAAUUAAUAAAAUUAAUAUAAUAAUUAUGAUAGUCUAAUCUUAAACCUCUUAAUUCUAAGAUUUAAACUCCGUAAUUUAUAUAAUUCUAAGAAUUUAAACUUCAUAAUUUAUUUAUUAUAUUAAUUUUAUUAAUUUUUAAUAAUAUUAUUAUUUUAAUGUCAUCCGAUUCGACCUUGGUUUGACGGAUCAUACCGAUCAAAUAAUGAACCUCUCUUACUUCCGGUUCAUUGUCCUAUCAGAUUUUCACAAACUUGGUUAGCACAUACAGGUAGGUUGACGACCAUAUAGUACACCUAUCCUGAUUGCACAAAGACAACUUUCCAUCCACUCAUGGAGUAGGUACAAUAAAUGAACAUUCUUAGAAUUUAGACCAUAAUUUAUGUGCAGAGAAAGAAUACGAGUCGAUCGUUGCUCGAUACUCAAUGUAGUUAUGUGACAUCAAUAGAGGGAUUGAAUCUAACAAUGGUGUAUGGAGAUGUGUUAGUACCAAAAGAUGAAAUUUUUUGGGACUCAGAAAGUGAUCAAGUUAGUAAUGGAGGAAGAAAUGGUGGAACUCGACUGGGUUGGAGAAUUCUUGAUUGAGUCUUUGAUUGUUCAAUGGAUGUUACACAGUUAAGCAAUUCAAAUGAUAUUGAUUGACGAUGGCGGCUAUUUGAUAUUUGGAGACCUCUUUUUGUCAGACAUGAUAAAUGCAAUAACGACGAAUUCCGAGAGAGAUAGAUAGAGAAGGUUGGCGGGACCACACCCGACCCCGACGCUCACAGCAAGCCUACCACGCCCACUAGACAAGUCUCUACAACGUGACAGCUCAGGAAAACCAUCUCAGCCUGCCACAAUCCUGGUUUUUUUUUCCUUUGUCGUCCCAUUCAAUAGAGAGACAACACAAAUGGUAACAGAUGGCGUGCCAAAUCCGACGCUUGGGGUCGAUUCUUAUAUUUUGAGAGUUAUAUAUCCACCUAUCUACUAAAUUCACCUCCGAUAGCUCUCUCGCUUCACUACCAUUCACUUCAUCUCGGUCUGUUUCAUUCUAGAAGACAUUUGUUAUCGUUCAACUUUGUUCGUGGAUCGGGAACACUAUUGGCUAUCAAAGGCGCUUCCUUUGAGUUUCAUGAUUAGAGAGGGAGAGGGAGGAGUUGAGGCUUGUUAUCUGAAAGAUGAGGUUUAUCCUUCUUUGAACGAAUCAAAGUGGUGAGGAUUUGAAUAGGAAAAACUGGCGCUUGGAUUGAAAUUUCUGGGCUUGGAUUGGUUUUAUAGAAGGAGAUGUGGGUCGGAUGGAAUCUAUUUGGGCUUCAGCUGCACAGAGUAGCAUUUGGUUUCCUGACCUUUCAGCUGCACUUUCAUGUAUCCUUCUUACUAAAUCCCGAAGGGUUUUCGCUAAUGACGUUUCGAUCUAAAGUGGAUAGUGAUCCAUUUGAAGCCUUACAGAACUGGGAUCCUAGAGAUGAUGAUCCAUGCAAAUGGAAUGGUAUCCAAUGUGUUGAUGGCAGAGUUGAGAUUUUGAACCUUAAAGGGCUGAAAUUAGGAGGGACAUUGACACCAGAGAUUGAAAAACUUGGUCACUUGAAAGCACUUGUGCUAUCUGCUAACAAAUUUACUGGAGCAAUUCCUAAGGAGUUUGGACGGCUUUUAAUGCUGGAGUUCUUGGAUUUGAGGAGUAAUAAUUUGAGCGGUUCAAUUCCAUUGAAGAUUGGAGAUUUACCAUCACUGAAGUGCCUUUUGCUUUGUGAAAACAAAUUUGAAGGUGGCACUCAUUCUGGGAUGGAGAAGUCUGACAUGAUUUUCCAAUUAUCAAUAUUGAUCACAAACUCUCUGGAAGCACCAGCCUUUUUGGUGAAAAUUUUCUCCAGAAUUUACCAUGGGUCAAAGCUCAAAAACAAAUAUUCUCAUCGGCAUGGGGACAAAAUUGGAAACAACUUUUUAACAACAGCUACCUCAUAUAUAUCGCAAUCGGUGCAUGAUUUACAUAUGGUUCGACAUCAUCUGCCUCAAGAAGCAAAGAAUCUACCUUCUGCUCCUUCUGCUCUGGCAAGUAGUGCCCCUCCACGUACUGUUUCUGUUCCAUCUCAUGGAAGUGGCUUUUUUGCGGCAAUACUAAAUCCAAAUGGAACUCAUAGUAGAAGACCUAAACCAUCAGUUGAUCCUUCCUCAGUUCCUGUUCAACCUGAUAAAUUGGUGAAGAAAGGAAAUAAAUCUGCUACUGCUAGUAAACGCUGGCCAAAAUGGAUUUUUUCAGUGGUGAUCCCAAUAACCGCCUUAAUUCUUCUUAUAAUUAUGGCGUUGGUUGUGGUUUAUCGAAGAAAUGCAACUACAAUACAUACUUGGAGGACUGGGCUAAGUGGUCCACUACGAAAUGCACUUAUAACAGGCCUACCAAAGCUAAACCGAGCAGAGCUAGAAGCUGCUUGCGAGGAUUUUAGCAACAUCAUCAUCAGUUAUCCAAAUUGCACAGUGUUUAAGGGGAUAUUGUCAAGUGGAGUUGAAAUAGCAGUGGCUUCUACAAAAGCUACAUCUCUAUUUGAUUGGUCUGAAAGAUCAGAAUCUCAAUUCAGAAAUAAGAUGGACACAAUCUCAAAAAUAAAUCACAAGAAUUUUGUCAACCUUCUCGGUUAUUGCCAGGAAGAUGAUCCUUUUAUGAGGAUGAUGGUGUUUGAGUACACAUCAAAUGGGACACUUUUUGAGCACCUUCAUGUGAAAGAGUUUGGGCAUCUAGACUGGAGCACCAGAAUGAGGAUUAUAAUGGGCGUUGCUUACUGUCUUCAACAUAUGCAUGAUCUCAAGCCAGCAGUAGUGCACCCUAUUCUGCAGUCCAGUUGUAUUUUCAUAACUGCUGAUUAUGCUGCAAAGAUAGCCGACCUCAGCAUCUUUAGUGAGCCAAUUGGAAAAGGAAAUAAUAACAAAGAAAGUUCGACGGCGGCGACGACCACUCAUCCUGAGAGCAAUGUUUAUAGCUUUGGAAUUCUAUUACUGGAAAUCAUUUCAGGAAGAAUGCCAGUCUCUGAAGAUGAUGGCCUACCUAUCUCAGACUGGGCUAAGGAACACCUCAAGGAUGAGAAAAGUAUUGUGUCUCUGGUUGAUCCUUCACUGAUGUCAAAAAAAGACAAUGAGCUACAGAUCAUUUGUAAGGUAGCUGAAGCUUGUAUCCAUGAGGAUCCCAAGAGCAGACCAACAAUGAAAGAAGUCUCUGGUUCACUCAGAGAAGUCAUCGGAAUCGACCCCGAAGCGGCGAUGCCGAGGCUCUCUCCACUCUGGUGGGCUGAACUGGAGAUCCUUUCAGUUGAAGCUAGUUAAACUAAAUGGAUUAUUCUGCUCAUGGAGUGAAGCUCUGAAAGAAGAAGAAGAAGAAGAAGAAGAAGAGGAGAAAGAAGAAGAGUAUUUAGAUGUUGUAAAUUGCAACCAUGUUCAUUUUGCAAGUGGAUGUAUGGGUUGAAGUUAUUAAUUUUUUUUUUCUUCAGUCUGUUUGAAGUUACAUUUAUGAUUCAUAAUUUAAAUAUGUAAUUUGAGAUUUGUUAUUGACAUUUAUGCAGAUAUGUGUAUUGUUGCCAUCAUCAUCA
Messenger RNA from Dendrobium catenatum, 5038 nucleotides. Its product is annotated as protein MALE DISCOVERER 2. Gene Ontology annotation, molecular function: protein binding; protein kinase activity; ATP binding. Bases 2748 to 4775 code for a protein of 675 amino acids. The record is from RefSeq and is a predicted model, not a curated record. Gene Ontology annotation, biological process: protein phosphorylation. The transcript has 14 exons. Lineage: Eukaryota; Viridiplantae; Streptophyta; Magnoliopsida; Asparagales; Orchidaceae.